AUGAAACUCCAGUUCCACAAGCAGAACAAGCACAUGAAACUCCAGUUCCACAAGCAGGACAAGCACAUGAAACUCCAGUUCCACAAGCAGGACGAGCAGAAACUCCAGUUCCACAAGCAGGACGAGCAGAAACUCCAGUUCCACAAGCAGGACGAGCAGAAACUCCAGUUCCACAAGCAGGACAAGCACAUGAAACUCCAGUUCCACAAACAGGCCGAGCAGAAACUCCAGUUCCACAAGCAGGCCGAGCAGAAACUCCAGUUCCACAAGCAGAACAAGCACAUGAAACUCCAGUUCCACAAGCAGAACAAGCACAUGAAACUCCAGUUCCACAAGCAGGACGAGCAGAAACUCCAGUUCCACAAGCAGAACAAGCACAUGAAACUCCAGUUCCACAAGCAGAACAAGCACAUGAAACCCCAGUUCCACAAGCAGGACGAGCAAUUGAGUCUCCAGUUCCACUAA
Molecule: messenger RNA, 465 nt
Organism: Penaeus monodon (black tiger shrimp)
Lineage: Eukaryota; Metazoa; Arthropoda; Malacostraca; Decapoda; Penaeidae
Product: sex-determining region Y protein-like
Exons: 1
Coding region: 1-465 (154 amino acids)
Source: RefSeq, a predicted model, not a curated record